Messenger RNA from Culex pipiens pallens (northern house mosquito), 1141 nucleotides. RefSeq lists its product as uncharacterized. The coding region runs from base 202 to 906 and encodes 234 amino acids. The transcript has 3 exons. Lineage: Eukaryota; Metazoa; Arthropoda; Insecta; Diptera; Culicidae. The record is from RefSeq and is a predicted model, not a curated record.
CUUAGUAGCCACGUACAAAUUUCCGACGUUAUUCACCCAUCCGUCAAAACAUAAAUUAAAUUACCCGUUCCAUUGUAAUUAAUCGAAUCGAAUAAAUUGCUUCCCCGCGGUUUGUGACAAAAUUGGCGCCUCGCCAAUUGUACAAAGAACAAAAAAGCCCCAUUUACCAACCUCCCUCCACUGCUUCCGGGUCGGUGUCCAAUGUCCAGCUGUUUCCGAUCGUGGUCAUGUUCCGCAUCGCGCCGGAACGUGCUGAAGCCGCUAGAUCAGCACCAAUUAACUCUGACCGCUGCUGCUGGCUCCGUCGGUGUCACCGGGGGACCACCACCCCCACCCGGUCACUUUACGUUCCGUCGGCAGUUCGAGACACGAUUAAACAAUUCGUGGCGGACGGCUCUAUUCAUCAAGUGGUACGCCGUGCUGAUCAACGUGGUCGAAGCGCAGUGUUUCGCUAUCUACGAAAUUGGAAAGCAAAAGCGACACCGCCGGCGGCCUGCGGAAGGACGCUUUCCCGAUAGUGCCGUCCGACGGAAUCUGCACUUGGCGAUGGCAACACUGAUGCUGCUGUCCAGUGGGGCGGCCAUUGUGGGACUGCUCGCGCAAAAUACCACCCUGCUCCUUCCGUACUACUUCCUCCACGUGGCCACCCUGGUACUGGAGCUAAACUAUGUGGUCAUUCGGGUUGCCACGGCCGUCAGCUGGACCGGGGGUGGCGGAAAAUCCGGCAAUCAUCGUCGCCAUACUUCAACCGUGCGCACGCUGGCAACACUGGCCUACAUCACGUUCAAUUUGCUGAUAAUGAUCGGAGCGGAAUUUGGCACCACCGGAGGAGGAAGAGGAGAAGGCCUGCUGUGGCGUGCAGAGUACCCACCGUUUUGGCAUCGGUUCUCGACGAUGAUGGCCUGAGCGUGUCCGUCCAUGCCAUGUGAUGUGCUUUUGCCAGAUGGGGACUCACGUGACUUGGUCCGGCGUUGAGUGGAUUUGGUGGCAAAUUGGGUAACCCUAUGGGUGCUGUCGGUGCUAUGAUCAAAUUUUAGAGUGAAAUGGGUAAAUUAUUUUGUGAAUUAUGGUAAUGUGUUAUGUGAAUUGCAUAAUGGAUCAGUUUUGUGGUAGUAAUGAAGGUGUAUAUAUUUUUUUCAGU